This is a messenger RNA of Triplophysa rosa, 3847 nucleotides long. RefSeq names its product olfactomedin 3a (gene olfm3a). The coding region runs from base 195 to 1568 and encodes 457 amino acids. Lineage: Eukaryota; Metazoa; Chordata; Actinopteri; Cypriniformes; Nemacheilidae. Gene Ontology annotation, biological process: signal transduction. The transcript has 6 exons. The record is from RefSeq and is a predicted model, not a curated record.
UCUAGUACGCUGAAUCCUCACGCGCGUGCGGUCAUAACUUUGGGCAGCGCGCGCUCAGUAUCGGCUGCGCGCGAGCGGUGGAGUAUCAGGGUUAUGAAUGUGGAUCUAUCCGCCCUGUUCUGUUCGGGCAUCGUUUGGUCCCACACCGAGGACGUGAUAUUAACGGCAGAAAAGUGCGAUACAGCCGUGACAGCAUGCGUGCUCUUUUCGGUCUGUUGAAUCCCCUGCUUGUCCUUAUUCUCUCCGGACUAUAUCCAUCAAUGACGAUUGGUCCAAAGGAGGGAUGGCAGGUGUACAGUUCGGCACAGGAUGCUGACGGACGCUGUAUCUGCACUGUGGUCGCACCGGAACAAAACCUGUGCUCCAGGGACGCCAAGAGCAGACAGCUUCGACAGCUGCUGGAGAAGGUGCAGAACAUGUCGCAGUCCAUUGAAGUUCUGAACCUGCGGACACAGCGAGAUUUCCAGUACGUCAUGAAAAUGGAAAAUCAAAUGAAAGGGUUGCGGACCAAGUUCCGGCAAAUCGAAGAGGACAGGAAAACCGCAAUGGCUAGAAACUUUAAGGAGCUUAAGGACCGCAUGGAUGAACUCCAACCAUUGAUUCCAGUGCUCGAGCAGUACAAAACAGAUGCUAAAAUAAUCUCUCAGUUCAAAGAGGAAAUCAGGAAUCUGUCUGUGGUGCUCACAGGCAUCCAGGAGGAGCUGGGUGCUUACGACUAUGAGCAGCUCUAUCAGAGAGUCAUCAGUCUGGACAGCCGUCUGCGAAACUGCAUGAGCAAACUCACAUGUGGAAAAUUAAUGAAAAUCACUGGCCCUGUAACUAUAAAGACAUCUGGCACGCGGUUCGGCGCAUGGAUGACCGACCCACUCGCUUCAUCACGAAACAACAGGAUUUGGUACAUGGACACCUACACUAACAGCAAGGUGGUCAGGGAGUACAAGAACAUCGAUGACUUUGUCUCUGGAUUGGAGUCGAGAACCUAUUACCUCCCGUUCAAGUGGGCUGGAACCAACCAUGUGGUGUACAACGGCUCUUUGUAUUACAACAAGGAACAAAGCAACAUCAUCGUGAAAUACAGCUUCGAGACCGGAAGGGUUCUCGCACAACGCGCCCUGGAAUAUGCCGGAUUCCACAACGUCUAUCCGUACACCUGGGGCGGCUUCUCGGACAUCGACCUGAUGGCCGACGAGCUGGGUUUGUGGGCCGUGUACGCCACCAAUCAGAACGCAGGGAAUAUUGUCAUUUCUCAGCUGGAGCCUCAGACGCUCGAGGUUCUCCAGACUUGGAACACGGAGUACUCCAAGCGGAACGCGGGCGAGUCUUUUAUGAUCUGUGGAACCCUCUACAUCACCAACUCCCACCUGACCGGAGCGAAGGUGUAUUAUUCGUACAACACAAAGACGUCCACGUACGAGUACAUAGACAUCCCGUUUCACAACCAGUACUUCCACAUCUCCAUGCUCGAUUACAACGCACGAGAGAGAGCGGUGUACGCUUGGAACAAUGGACACCAGGUCAUAUUUAACGUCACGCUUUUUCACGUCAUCAAAACCGAAGACGAUUCCUAAUGGACAUGAUAUGAAAGGACGAGGACUUUUUGUCCUAAUUAAUGCUGUUAUUUUCUACUCAUCCAUGGAUCUUUUUCCAAAGCAAUUAGUUUACCAUAACUGUGCCACACACUGAGCUUUGUCUGGCUCUGAUGACAUGCAAACUUGAUGAUGACAUCACAAGCCGAUUAUGAAGUGUUUUUAUUCGUCUUUCAGUAGCUGCUUUGACUAGGCCUUAAUCGCAAUAUUUCUCUACGUGAGCCACAGACUGACUGCUCUACUGCAUGAAUAUCUGAUUUUUCGGUCAUUUGUUAUCGACUUACGGUGUACAUCCCUUUAGUGACGUAAAGAUUUGAAUUUCCCCUGUCCGGUAGUGUUGUGUCGAGUUGUACAAACCGUAGAGAUCUGAGUAUGAACUUGUGUAAACAACUGUAACCUUCGUUGUCACUGUAAGAGGAAAUAUUUUAUAUUAAACCUAGAACAAAACCACGAAUGAAUAAAUCGACGAAUGAAGCUGUAAAUCUACAUCCAGCGUUACCAACGCCGGAGAAAUGCCGCGUGAUGCGGGGGAAUUUCAGACCCGAAUCACGGAGGUUAUAAUGAGGUCUGAUGAUUUGUCACUGAUGAUUGUGACAAACUCGACCGCAGUCGCGUUCUCAUUCAUUUACGGGUUGCCCUUGAUGACUCUGAAUGCUGUCCUCUGGCACUUUCAAUCAAGAUCAAGGGCACGACAGCGGGGGCAGGCACGAUUCCAACUCCUCUGCAAUUUCCUCUCCCUUCAUGUCUGUGUCGGUCUCCCUGUCUACGGAAUUGAAAUGCACAUUUACCGCCAUUAAUUCAGCAUUGGGUAUGGAUCACCCAUAGGGAUUUACUAUUGCUGUUUGCUCCCUUCGUGUCUGGUUUGAAUAUUUGUCAUGCAACAUGGACAUCUUGCUUUCAGAAUUUUUUUGUUUAUUCGUGUGCGUGCGUGAUUUGUUUUUCAAUUCUAUUAAAAGUCAGUUCAGUAAAAAUGACAUUUCCGUCAUCGUAUAUUCAACCUCAUGCCUUGCGCAACCCGUACGUCUUUCUUCUGUGCAACACGAAAUGAGUUAUAUAUAGCAGCAUGCGAAAGCUGUUCUUUUUCGUACGAUAAAAUUGAAUGAUGACCAGAGCUGUCAAGCAAGAUUUUUAAUAAAUAAUGACCUAAAUUUCAGUAUGCUUCUUGAAAGAUAAUGAAAUAUAGUGCUUUUUGUCCAGCUUCUUUAAUGUUUCAUAGGGAGAAGAAAGUCAUAUGGGUUUGGACUGACAUACAGGCGAGUACAUCGUGAGAGAAUUUUCAUUUCAGUUUCCGUUUACUUUCUAUUUACGUUCUGUGGAUAUUUCCACAUUUUUAUUGCCCUCAAUAUUUAAGCCCAAAAAAUGGAAUAAUUUACCCCGUGUGAGAAAACCACUGAACUUUCUGUUGGUCUAGCUUCCUUCAUUUUCUAAAUGUAUUUAUUUUUGUGCACCAGAGGCACAAUAUUAAUAUGAAUAUACAUGUAUCUUCAUAAGUUUUGCUUUAUCAGAUAAUUAAUCCAGUAUAGACCUUACAUAAUGAAGCGUUAUGUUUUUAUUACCUUAGAAUGAGCUAUUUCUAUCUACAUACACCACGGGUCCCUAACAUGGAAAUGUUGUUUCUACAGUAGCCCUAAACAGACAAACUGCUCUACAGAGCGCAUUUCGUAAAUACGUUAUCUCUUUCGGCAAAGAAGCGAAAACGUGACGACAUCUUAGUUCAGUGUCAGCCACCGUGUUGCUUCGAAGGGGAGCCGUUGGUUGCAAUUUGUAACCUUACUGCUAGAUGCCGCAUAAUGUCAUAUACUGGACCUUUAAGACAGCGAGGUACAUUAUUGUGCUCUUAUUUUCUACAUCAACAUCUUGAUUUAAAUUUAAGAUAGUCAGGUUUUAUAAUAAUGUUUCUCCACGCUCGGCAGACCUGAUAUUUAUAGACCCAUUUUUACUUGUUCAGUACAAAAGGGGAGGACACAAAAUCCUUUUGCAUCAAUCACAUAAAACAUGAGCACAGAACAACCUACUUUAUAGUAAAUCUAUUUUUUCAGAAUAUUAGUUGGAACAACAAUUCACUAAUGAUUUGUGCAACAGAAAGAUUAUUCUGAUCUCACAAAAGUAAUUUAGUACAACAGUUUCAGUCUUAAUAAAUCAAAAGCACAACAUUCCCAGAAUUUCCUUUGUAUGAAACGCAAUCACAGUAGGCCUACCUUAUUCUCCAUCUGUGUCAUUUGGCAGAACUGUCUCGCCACUGCCAGUCUAAAAGUUAAAAG